AUGGAAACAGAGAGUGAAAAUGGACCUCUAUACUUUGAUCUUAACACCGGAGCGAAGAUGCCGUCUGUCGGCCUCGGAACGUGGAAAGCCCCUCCUGGUGUCGUCGGUGAAGCUGUCAUCACCGCCGUCAAGGCUGGUUACAGGCAUGUCGAUUGCGCGCGAGCAUAUGAUAACGAGAAGGAGAUAGGAUUGGCUCUGAAGGGACUAUUUUCCUCCGGGGUAGUGAAACGAAACGAGAUUUGGAUCACAUCUAAACUAUGGUGCAGCGACCAUGCACCCGAGGAUGUCUCGAAAGCACUGAGCAGGAGCUUGGAAGACUUGCAGCUUGAUUAUAUUGAUCUGUAUUUGAUACAUUGGCCAUUUCGGACAAAGCCUGGGUCACGCGGUUGGGAUCCUGAAGUUAUGGCUCCUCUGUGCCUUCCAGAGACCUGGGCUGCAAUGGAGGGAUUGUACGCGUCCGGUCAAGCACGUGCCAUUGGCGUGAGUAACUUCUCGAGGAAGAAGCUGCAAGACUUGCUCGCUUAUGCAAAAGUACCCCCUGCCGUGAACCAGGUCGAAUGCCACCCUGUCUGGCAGCAACCGGCACUCCACAACUUGUGCAACUCAACCAGCAUUCAUCUCUCGGCAUACUCCCCUUUAGGUUCUCCAGGGUCAUGGGUGAAAGGUGAAAUCUUGAAGGACCCAACGUUGGUUGAGAUUGCAGACAAACUCAACAAGUCACCUGCACAAGUAGCCCUGAGGUGGGGCAUUCAAAGUGGUCACAGUGUUCUCCCAAAGAGUGUUAAUGAGUUUAGGAUCAAGGAGAAUUUCAGUUUAUUUGACUGGUGCAUCCCUCCAGAGCUCUUCUCAAAACUAUCUGGCAUCCACCAGCAAAGGCUUCUCCGAGGGGAUUUCGCUGUCCAUGAAAGCCGAAGCCCUUACAAAAGCCUCCAAGAGCUGUGGGACGGCGAAAUUUGAGAUGAAAAGACAACGCGUCAUUUUUCGCUUAUUCUGAGAGAUAGAUCAAGUUCAGGCGAUUUUCGGGCUUUAUAGUUUGAGUUCUUCGCGAGAAUGCCUUCCGUGCAUUCUAUUUUUCUUAAUCUCUUUUUUGUUUUUCCUUUUU
This is a messenger RNA of Rhododendron vialii, 1102 nucleotides long. Its product is annotated as NADPH-dependent aldo-keto reductase, chloroplastic-like. The transcript is spliced from 7 exons. Gene Ontology annotation, cellular component: cytosol. Lineage: Eukaryota; Viridiplantae; Streptophyta; Magnoliopsida; Ericales; Ericaceae. Bases 1 to 957 code for a protein of 318 amino acids. Gene Ontology annotation, molecular function: aldose reductase (NADPH) activity. The record is from RefSeq and is a predicted model, not a curated record.